This is a messenger RNA of Batrachochytrium dendrobatidis JAM81, 1833 nucleotides long. RefSeq lists its product as uncharacterized. The transcript has 16 exons. Lineage: Eukaryota; Fungi; Chytridiomycota; Chytridiomycetes; Rhizophydiales. Gene Ontology annotation, biological process: transmembrane transport; chloride transport. Gene Ontology annotation, molecular function: voltage-gated chloride channel activity. The annotation marks the transcript as partial. Gene Ontology annotation, cellular component: early endosome; plasma membrane; Golgi apparatus. The record is from RefSeq and is a predicted model, not a curated record.
UUAGAUUGGAUGCGUGAUUUGAUGAGAGAUCAUAGGCGCAAACAUAGAUUGCUUGCUAGACAAUAUCCAGGAUGGAAGUCCUAUUUUUACUCCCAAUUUGAUUCAAUGCAGUCAUGGCUGCUUGUGUCAAUCAUAGGUAUUUCUAUUGGCUGUGCCGCUGCGUGGAUCGAUAUCAUUGCUGCCUGGCUGACAGAUAUCAAGCAGGGCGUAUGCAUCACCGAGUGGUAUCUCAGUAAAGAUAUCUGCUGCACUGGGCUCGUACGAACAGAUGGAUACUGUAGAGAUUUUCAACCAUGGAGUUGGGUCAUAUUUGGAGCAAAAUACAAUGUGCUGGUCAAUUUUGUAUUGUAUGGCUUGUUUUCGAUUGUGUUUGCAGCGUGUUCUGCUAUCAUGGUUACACGACUUGCAAUGUACGCAGCUGGAUCUGGUGCUGCUGAAAUCAAAACCAUUUUGGGUGGAUUUAUCAUCAAAGAGUUUUUGGGAUUACGCACACUAAUAGUCAAAAGUCUUGCAUUGCCUCUUGCAGUCGCCUCGGGUUUAGCAGUUGGAAAAGAGGAACCCAUGGUACAUAUUGCAUGCAGUAUUGGCAAUAUUUUUCCUCGGCUAUUUCCAAAAUAUAAAGCCAAUGAAGCACGAAAAAGGGAGAUACUGUCAGCGUCUGCUGCUGCUGGAAUUGCAGUUGCUUUUGGAGCUCCAAUCGGAGGUGUGUUGUUUUCUCUCGAGGAAUUGAGCUCGUUUUUUCCAACAAAAACGAUGCUGACCAGUUUUUUUUGUGCAUUGGUAUCACGUAUGACCUUGCAGUUUAUUGAUCCUUAUCGAGGAAAACGUGUCAUGUUCCAAGUGACACUUUCACGCAACUGGUUUUUUUUUGAAAUGAUUUCAUUUGUGCUUAUUGGAAUCAUUGGUGGACUUACGGGUGCGUUGGUGAUUCGAUGCAGUUUGUGGUAUCAAGCCUUUCGUCGCCAGAACGGAUGGUCAAAAUCUAGUCCAGUCAAAGAAAUUAUUCUUAUUUCUGCACUGACUGCUGCCAUUGGAUACAUGAAUGUGUUUACAAGGAUCGACAGUUUAGAGUUGCUCGAAACACUGUUCAAGGAAUGUGACACAUAUCAAGACAGUAUUGGCAUUUGCAGUACGCAGUGGGGAUACACGAUUGUAUUGCUUGUAUUUGCAUUGAUUAUCAGAACAAUUUUGACAACGAUUACUAUUGGCACCAAAGUGCCAUCAGGAAUAUUCAUUCCGUCAAUGGUAUGGGGAGCACUUUUUGGAAGAAUUCUCGGUAUUUCAGUUGAACAAUGGCAAAUUGCAUAUCCGCAUUUAGAUUUGUUUUUUAGUUGUCCACCAGAGAAAUCCUGUGUUACUCCAGGAAUGUACGCGCUGCUGGGAGCCAUGGCAGGACUGGGUGGAGUAACGAAGCUUACCGUGUCCCUUACAGUCAUCAUGUAUGAGCUUACUGGAACACUCAAUUAUAUUAUUCCUUGUAUGGUUACAGUCAUGGUGGCCAAACUUGUUGGUGAUUUAUUUGGACAUGGAGGUAUGGUCGAGGUCAUGAUUCGUAUCAAAGCAUUCCCUUUUCUUGACCCUAGAGUCGAUGAAAUUAUUGGUACCAACGUAAGUGAGGCAAUGACCAGCAUUGAUCAUUUGGUUUGCUUUAAGGGAAAAGGAAUGAUGCUAUCGGAUAUUGGUGAGUUGAAAGUCAUAUUUGCAUGCUUUCAUAAAGUGAUGAAAAAGGCUUUACUCGACUCUUAUGACUAUCAAGGAUUUCCAAUUAUUCAAUCGGAUCAAGAUACGAGCAUUGUUGGAUAUAUCACACGAGGCGAUCUUUUAUACGCAAUC